Lynx canadensis (Canada lynx) is the source of this 637-nucleotide messenger RNA. RefSeq names its product contactin 5 (gene CNTN5). Gene Ontology annotation, molecular function: protein binding. NCBI's taxonomy places the organism in Eukaryota, Metazoa, Chordata, Mammalia, Carnivora, Felidae. The transcript has 5 exons. Bases 119 to 637 code for a protein of 172 amino acids. The record is from RefSeq and is a predicted model, not a curated record. Gene Ontology annotation, biological process: cell-cell adhesion.
UGCUCCCACAGAUGUCAAGGCUACAAGUGUGUCUGUGUCAGAGAUUCUUGUUGCAUGGAAACAUAUUAAAGAAAGUCUAGGAAGACCACAGGGAUUUGAGGUCGGUUAUCGGAAAGACAUGGAACAAGAAGAUGCAGCAGAAACAGUCAAAACUAGAGGAAAUGAGUCAUCUGUCAUUCUAACAGGAUUAGAAGGAAAUACUUUAUAUCACUUCAGAGUGAGGGCUUAUAAUGGUGCUGGAUAUGGGCCACCUAGCAGUGAAGUGAGUGCAACCACCAAGAAAUCCCCCCCUAGUCAAGCACCUAGCAAUCUCAGGUGGGAACAGCAAGGUUCUCAACUUUCUCUUGGCUGGGAACCUGUCAGACCAUUAGCCAACGAAUCUGAAGUCAUGGGCUACAAGGUUUUUUACAGGCAAGAGGGGCACAGCAACAGUCAAGUUAUUGAAACACAGAAACCUCAAGCAGUAGUACCACUCCCUGAUGCUGGAGUCUAUAUUAUUGAAGUUCGAGCAUACAGUGAAGGAGGGGAUGGAACGGCUAGUUCCCAAAUCAGGGUGCCAUCCUAUUCAGGUUCAAAAAUCUCCAUAGAUGUCCAUGGUAGUUCCAAUUCAAAAAGUGGAAGCCACGUCAAAGAAUAA